CAUUGUUUGAAUUCUCAAAUCUGAUUGGUCAGGUGUUGAUACAUUUUCUACAUCAGCACCUGACAGUACUUCCAACUGCAAAAAGGCAACGCACAUGUUUAUAUUACGGAGAUUAAAAACAAAAACAAUUCAGCGGAUGGGCCCGCCUUUUUCACAAGUCAGAGAAUGAAAGAAAUGCCACAAUAGGUGGAGACUCCAAGAACCAAUGAUAUAAAACUGAAAACUCUGAAUACUGAAAGAUGUACUAAAAGUGGACCUGACCAUAAGCGGAUUCAUUUAAUUGUAUAAAAUGGGAUCGUCCGAAUCAAAAGUAGCUCACACCAUGCCCCCAAGAACAGUACAUGCACAGAAGCCCAAUCCUCCAAAACAAGAAAAUGAAUCUUCACAACGCCAACCAGAAUUUGAAAGUCCAUGGAGGAUGAUGCCUUGGGGACGAAAGGAUGAAAUUGAGCAGAAACUGAGGAACUUUAAUGUCAAGAGACUAAAAGUGCCGUAUGUCAGAAUUCUGAUUGUUGGUGCAGUCGGAGCUGGAAAGUCCAGUUUCAUAAACUCAGUUAAUAAUGCUUUCCAAGGAAGAAUCACCUGUGAGGCUCUGGUUGCUACAGGAUCUGAAAGAAGCUUCACAACAACCUACACAACCCAUUACAUUGAAGGAGAGGAUGGUACUCCUUUGCCUUUUGUCUUCAAUGAUAUCAUGGGCCUUGAAGAUGAAGAUGGUGUCCAAACACAGGACCUUGUCACAGCUGUACAGGGGUUUAUUAAGGAAGGGCACAAAUUUAAUCCUUUGUCAGCAGUGUGUAAAAAUGACCAUGGCUACAGAAGCAACCCAACACUUGAAGAACAAACCUUCUGCCUGGUCAACAUUAUAGCAGCAGACAAAAUAUCACUGAUGAAGGAUGAAGUCAUUGAUAAGCUGAAAUACAUCCGCCAGGAGGCUUCAAAACUGAUGAUGCCACAAGUAAUUGUCAUGACACGACCAGAUUUAGCAUGCCCACACGUUAACAAAGACCUAAGGAAGAUCUACACCAGCAAGAAAAUAAAAGACAAGAUGCAAGAGUGUAGUAAUCGGCUGGGUAUUCCCAUGAAUUACAUCUUCCCUGUGAAGAACUACCAUGAGGAGAUUGACACAGAAGAUAACAUGGAUGUUCUGAUUCUCAAGGCACUUGAUCAGAUUGUGCACAUCGCCGCUGAUGCAAUGAAGAAAAAAUGCUUUAAUUCUGGUGGCAAUCAUGAGUAAAAACUUCUAGAUCCCAGAUCAGUGUCAUUAUUGCAACACAUUUUUAAAUGGGUGUAAUAUAUUCAAUCUUUAUGGAGUACUUUACAUUGCGUUACAUUAGUUCCAGUAUAAUUAAUUAGCCAAAGAUGUAAACUUUUUUUCAACACUUUAAAUUUAAUUAUGAGGAAAUCACAUUGCGAUCACAUAAGACAAUUACAAGGAUGUCUUUGGCAUUAGUUAGUCUCAGUCAUGUGUGGUCACUGCUGCACAAACAGAAAAUAAUAAUGGCUAUAAAAAGCAUUAGUUAGAAUUCAGAAUUCAAAAAUGAUCAAAAUAACAGUUCCUAUAGUUGCUAAUGAAAAAUGAUAUGUAUGUGUUUCCUGUAACCUGGACACAUUUGAUUUGUAUGUAUCUAAAGUUUCUGUGAAUUUGUGAGAUGGAUCACUUAUCCUAAUAGUUUCUAAGAUUUAUCCUAUCUUAUUUUUAUUUUGUGUUUGACCUAUAGAUUGUUUUUUAGCCAUUAGCCUAGCCCUUUCAAAAUGUUAGCCAAGGUUUUUGGGUUUGAAUUCUUUUUGGUUUGCAGUUUGCUUUUUGCCUUGCUUUUUGACUGUCACCAUUAAUUACACUAAUAAACAGAUUUUCACAAGUAUCCUGUCUUCUUUUGUGAAAUGUUACCAAAAAAAUGUAGUUAA
Molecule: messenger RNA, 1908 nt
Organism: Ictalurus furcatus (blue catfish)
Lineage: Eukaryota; Metazoa; Chordata; Actinopteri; Siluriformes; Ictaluridae
Product: interferon-induced protein 44
Exons: 9
Coding region: 290-1237 (315 amino acids)
Source: RefSeq, a predicted model, not a curated record